Messenger RNA from Acanthaster planci (crown-of-thorns starfish), 1926 nucleotides. Its product is annotated as metabotropic glutamate receptor 3-like. The record is from RefSeq and is a predicted model, not a curated record. Gene Ontology annotation, molecular function: G protein-coupled receptor activity. Gene Ontology annotation, cellular component: membrane. Lineage: Eukaryota; Metazoa; Echinodermata; Asteroidea; Valvatida; Acanthasteridae. Gene Ontology annotation, biological process: G protein-coupled receptor signaling pathway.
AACGUAUUUGGGUCAACUUUCAAUCGUGGGGAAUCUUCAGCUGGUACAGAACACCAAGAGGCACACGACUCGACUGAUCAAGGGAAUCAAACUCCGGCAGGUUGUUUGCAUCAUCUUGACAUCAGCAAUGGGACCCUGCGAGCCAGAGUACUUGGUUCCUAUUCCAAGGGACGGCCAUCUUGAAUUGUACUGCAACAUCAGCAUCGGUUUUCUGGUGUCGUGCGCAUACAACCGGGUGCUUAUCCUGGGCUGCUGCGUGUUUGCGUUCCUGGCCCGCAAGGUGCCAGACAACUACAACGAGUUCAAGUUCAUCGGAGUCAGCGUGUACUCGACACUUUUGGCGUGCCUGGCGGCCAUACCAGUGUACUCCACCGCCCAAGAUGCCUCACAGAAGGUUGCUGCAUUCUGUCUGGCUGUGCUGCUUAACGCCUACCUAACCGUGGCUUGUGUCUACAUCCCCAAGCUGUACGCCAUACGGUUUAUUAGCCCGCCUUCAUCAACCGACAAUCAUGCGUUGACAAAUGGAGCGCAUACUCCCAACACUCAGUCCACAAACACCCGCGUGCAUCCCAUGGCAGCUCUCUGGGCCGAUAAAACAGGAAGGGUUCAAGCAAACCCUCUGAGGGAGUAGGUUGGACUACACAACUAGCUUACGCCUCUUCUCGUAUUGUUCCACAAAUAUCUUACCGCACGCGUUAAAACCGUACUAAAUAUUAUUAAAUUUGCACCCUCACAAAAGCUAGCGCCAACUUUUUUUUAGUUCAAGCAAAAAAAGAGAGGCUUGAAGUAAUGUUUAUUUUAUCCGAUCGUUUUAGUAAAAUCAUUUCACUGCAUUUCACUGAACAGUGACUUUAUUGUAUUACUUUCUUUUCCUUUGACUUGUACAUUUCUGUGCCGUCUUUAAAUAUCACAAACUGCGUCUUUAAUACAGCAGGUACAAAUUUGAUUAAUUAGAACAGCUUGGGGACCCAAAGGAUGUAGAGUAAGUAGCAGAGAUAUAAAAGCAAAACCAACCAACUGAACCCAAACAAAGCAAACACAAAACCUCUCUUGGUGUCCCUUUCUUACACAGUUGGAUUCCUUCUUCUCAUUACGACGUCUCUUUAAGCUGAGCAUUUUAACGUUAAUAUUAACACCAGCUUAUGAUACCUUUAAACACGAAUUAAACAUCUAUUUAUGCUUGGCAUAUAACAGUAAUCUUGUAUACAACGUGCCGAAAGCCAGACAUAUUUCGAGUUGUUUGUACGGCGGAUAUCAAUCAGCACAGAAAUGAGCCAAUAAAACUGACGGAAAGAUGAAAGGACAACACAAACUGCUUUCCAUAAUGAACGAUGUACUGAAUAUUACAACUAUACAGUGCCCAACCAUUUCCAAAAUAAAACCGUGUGCACGUAACUUAGAUUUGAGGUCUCCCACAAUAAAUUGACUUUAGGAGUUAUUUAUUGUUCAUUUAGGUUUGUAUUUUCUUGUGGUGUGGGACUGAUCGUCGUUGACGUAACAUAAUGCUGAGCCGUGAUACAACUAUUAAAUACGCUGAGAACACAGACUUGAAGGGGGAUAGGCGCGCCUUCAUGUCCGUGUUUAUCCGCGUCUCCUUUCAGUAAGUGAAAAAUUUGUAUUUUGAAGCACGGCUUUUUGUCCAUGAACAACAUAAAUGGUUUGAUUUUGGAGUCAUGUGAGGAUUGUACCUUCAAAGACUCUAGGUGCUCCACCAAUGGACGGCACAAAGUGCAGGGAAUUUAUGCUCCAAACUGACGAAGGGUAAUGCACGAUGUCGUCUAGGGACUAGCAUAGGACUGGAUGUGCUGCACAACAAUUACACAAGGGGAUUCGAACCCACGGUUACCGUGACCUUUGAUAAAAAGAGUUGCAGUUUCUUGCAUUGUGUCGUUACGAUUCUACCUGGAAGAAAACAAUUGACAAAUC